AGCGCGACAUGUCCAUCCAAUGAAAAUCUUUUGCAAGUUACAAAUCCACCGACUUCAUCAAAAAUCAAAACUAUUUGGGAGGAGAAGAAGAACAAAUUAAAAUCUCUCUCAACCUUUCUAUCUCAGAUUCUCAAACCCCAACUUUCUCGGAUAACGAAUACUAAUCCUCUGACUCCAUGCAAACUUCGCCAUGGAUUUCGAAAAGGACACCGCCACCCUUCCUCUUGCGUGCACUGCCCAUGGAUGUCCUGCAAAGGCCCAAGUGAGGCAGAAGAAGAAGAAGACGAGCGCUGUCAAGUUCUUCCUAUGCUUUCAAAGAGACGAUGUAGUGUUUCCGUGUGUGGUGCCGAUGCCCGUGCCGGUGGUUUCGUCAUCUAUGGUGACAUCGGAUAGUGAUUUGGAUGUAGGAAAAUGCAACAAUCAACAAAGGAAGCCAGAACGGCAUGGAUUCUUUCAUGUUUUGAAAGCAAUUUUGUUCAAGAUGUUAUUGGUCAAAAAGAUUCAACAAAAGAAAUCAGGUAGCAGUUUUGCAAAUAUUCCAACAAAGGAGAGUUCAAUUACUUCAGGGCACACUCAAGAAUGGUCAGAUCACGAAGAUGUCCCAAAAAUGAUCACCAAAACAACUUCAGGGGGUAAGACCGUUUUCACUUACGUCAAAGAGAAGGAAGAGGUUGUCUUUCCGACGAUGCCUGCUUCAUCGUGGCUUAAAAAUGAAGAAACAUGUCAAGAUCAAUGGAUCAACAAAGGACGACGUAGAUUAUCUCGCAUUUUAAAGGCCGUCUUGUUCGAGACAUCACUGGCUAGGAAGAUUCAAGCAAGAAAGUUGGGGAAAAAAUACGAAUCAAAUACGAGUUUAAGGUCUAGCACCGGAGAAUCGUGCGAGGAAGAUAAUCAUGACCUGGGAAAGUCUGCAUCUUCGUUAACUAACUCUUCUGUCUUCACUUCAUCUUUAUUGAACUCUACAUCAAGUUCAUCAACAGUGUCACGCUCCACGUCACACUCGAGGUCUUUAUCCGAGCGAAUCAAAUCUUUCCGAUCAAUCUCAUCAAGCAAUCUAAAAGCCAAUUUGAGGAACUUGUCCGACAAAAUUCGAUCAAACUCCAACCAUUUGAAGUCCAAUUCGAGAAACAAGAUGUCGUUGGAAUCCAUUAAUUCGAGUGGCUUGAAAGAAGAGCAACAUGCACAUUUUAAUGAUGAUGUGACUGACAUUGGAAAGAACAAUAAGAAGGGAGGGUGUUAUCGUUCAGCUUCGGGUCUUAGCUUCUUGCUAAUGAGUCUAGUGGGGUUGAUUUUUUAUGGUAAGCUUUGUGCCAUAUUGUGCACUUCAAUGUGGCUUGUUUGUGUACCUCUUUGGAGUUUCGGAUAUCAUAACUCAUCAACAAACAAGGUGGUUGAUAAUAAGAAAGUCACCAUGGGUGGAGGAAUGCUAGGGGGGACUGCUCGAACUCGAACUCGAAUUUUUCAGAGUCAGUAACUAAUUAAUUAAGUUUACUUUGUUUUGGUCGUUAAAUUUGUUUUUGUUUGUGUAAUUGGUUUGUUAAUUACUCUAUGUGGUUUUUGCUGUGAUUAAACCCGAGUGACAAUUAUUUUGGUUAAUUGUAAGGGGACUUUUCUUCAAAUUUGUUUAUAUAUAUGUAGGAUUCGAUUGGACUCAUUCGAGACA
Messenger RNA from Rosa rugosa (rugosa rose), 1663 nucleotides. RefSeq lists its product as uncharacterized. The record is from RefSeq and is a predicted model, not a curated record. The coding region runs from base 191 to 1474 and encodes 427 amino acids. Lineage: Eukaryota; Viridiplantae; Streptophyta; Magnoliopsida; Rosales; Rosaceae. The transcript is spliced from 3 exons.